This is a messenger RNA of Aedes albopictus (Asian tiger mosquito), 5941 nucleotides long. RefSeq lists its product as uncharacterized. The transcript has 3 exons. The record is from RefSeq and is a predicted model, not a curated record. The coding region runs from base 914 to 5941 and encodes 1675 amino acids. Lineage: Eukaryota; Metazoa; Arthropoda; Insecta; Diptera; Culicidae.
UCGGUUCCGAAUUUUUCGCUUCCCGUCGGCGCUAGUUCCCAAUACACUUUUAGUUGAUAAUAAAUAUUAUCAUUCAUUUUUUGCAUUUACACAAAAGAGUGAAAAGUGCUAGUUCGGGCUCGCCGGUCGAGAAAAAAUCCGGGCGCCGACAAGUGAGUCGCGUUCAGUGUAUUUCUGUGUGGAAUAGACCAAAGGUUUCUGCUCCCUAGUGGAAUGGAGACGCGCGAUAGCAUUUUCUUUUUGGCUAGUUUUUGCGUCGAAAAGUGGUCGGUUGUUAACGGCGGUUUGUGUAUAUUGAUCCAUUGUCAAAUCAUAUCACCAACCAGUCCCGGACUGACAAUGUACCUGUUGCGGCGCAACAAGCCGACUGGCAACCAGCUCGAUGGAUACAAUGCGUCAUGAGUGCGAGAGUCUAUAGCGUAGAGGGUUUACCGCUCCUGUCAACACAGCGACUGAGCAUAAAUGUGCGAUAUAUCCUAUAGAUAGCAAAGUUUAGGUUUUGUGGAGUUUUGAUAUAUUAUUGGUGAAUUGGGAUUAUUUCUUGGAUUAUAAUUGGAUCUGAUUACUGUAAAUUUAUAGACAAGUAGGUACUCAUUACAUUAAAUCAUUUAAGUAUACUAAAAUACGAUAUCACGAUAGGUUGACCUAGUCAGACGACCAGUGUUUACGUGCAACCGUGAAGAAUUUAGCACCUAAAGUUGCAAGUAUGGCCUUAUGAAUUCUUUAAAUUAUGUAACUAACUGAUUAGCUUGCAGCACCUGAAUUACGAAGCCGUAAGAACAGUUGAUACGUGGACAGCAUAUCGAAGAGAAGAGGACUGAAUUCUUUGAAGCAUACGAUAGAAAUAAACGCUAUCAAAAGUCAGUCGUUCUUUAGUCCAGCAUCAACAUUCUUCAAAGAAUUCAACUCUAUUAUGAGUGAUCUCAACCGAACACCGGAGCCAGUACUAUCUGGCUGUGUGGCAUGUAACCGGCCACACACCGAGGACAACUUCGUUUGUUGUGAUAAGUGUGAUCGAUGGUGGCAUUUCUCGUGCGCCGGUGUUACAGCAUCAGUAGAGAUGCGUGAUUGGAUCUGUUCAAAAUGCUUACCUGUCCCGCACACGACGCCGGGUAGCGUAACUUCGUCGUUGAAAUCUGUUUCUUCGAGCCAUCGACUACGAACCGAACAACAUUUGACGUACCUAGCGGAGCAGCAAGAGCUGGAAAGACUGCAAAUGUUAAAAGAAUUUGAGCUGCAGAAGAAACACCUAGAGCAGAAACAUCAGUUGCUAGCUGUGCAAGAUGAAGGCGACAAUCAGAGCGUUCGCAGUCGUCGCAGCAUCGUUAGUCACUCGGCACGCAGCACCCGAACCAUGAAUUGGGUACAGCAACAUAACAAUGCGAGCAAAGAAAAUGUUGCAGCAGGUGCACCGCUGGAGGGAGCGGUAGGCGGGACGGUAAGUGCAGUGCAAGCAACCGCGCCUGCUGGAAACGACACUCAGCAGCGGCCUCAGCAUGUUACGCCCGGGGAGUCCGUGCUGGUUAGAGAGCUUGAAAGGCGUGAAGAAGAAUCUCAACGACAGAUUCAAAUGCUGAGGGAUCAGUUGAAUCAGCUGCAGCUCGAAAUACAACAGCAGAAAAAAGGCAAUCAAGUUACAAACGCGGCGACAUCCAAGGGAGCAGUUUCUAAAACACGUCCCAAUAUUCCGGCUAUCGCAGCACCAGCUCACCGGCAACCUGGUUAUAUAGAUUGGCAAAUUUCCCCUGUCGAAACUGGUCAACCCGCCCCGAUAAUGACAUUCGAGCAGCCGCGAAAACACGCGCGUUCAUUCCAGAAUGCCGACACGGUGCCAGACAUUCCCACAUUCGAACAGCAGCGUAAUGUCGCGCGUAUGAAUCAAAUGAACAGAGAGGUCGGACAAACUGUACGUCAAAGAGAGCAGUCUAGCUGCAUUCCCCAAGCAUCAUCCGUCGAACGGAAUCCAGUAAUCGAACGUCAACGGCCGCAGCCCACACUAACUAUCGCGCACUCGGGACCGAGCAGCAGCGAACCGCCAGCAGACAUGGCCGUGGCCGCGGCAAACAUCGGACCUACUCAGGAGCAAUUGGCGGCAAGGCAGGUUUUACCACGUGACCUACCGAUGUUUAGCGGCGACCCAGCCGACUGGCCUGUAUUUAUUAGUCAUUAUAACUACACAACGCAGGCAUGCGGGUAUAGCAACGGCGAAAACAUGAUUCGGCUUCAACGUUGUCUGAAAGGCGCAGCUUGGGAGUCCGUAAAAAGCCGCCUUAUUCUUCCGGCUUCUACUCCACAAGUGAUAGAGUCUCUGCGAAUGAGAUUUGGGAGACCGGAUCUGUUAAUAGAAUCCUUUAUCGAAAAGGUGAAAGCUGCAUCAACUCCCAGAGCCGACAGACUGGAUACAUUGAUCGAGUUUGGAACGUCAGUCCAAGGCCUUUGCGACCACAUUGUUGCCGCCAAUCUGCUAGAACACCUAGAAAAUCCAACGCUGUUAAAAGAUCUGGUUGGCAAACUUCCUGCGGAAUACAAAAUGAAAUGGGCUUCAUAUCGCAAACAAGCGAUAAAUGUAAAUUUGAAGACCUUUAGCGUCUUUAUGGAGGAAAUUGUUGAAGACGCAUAUAGUGUGUCCACGUUUGCUUCCAACGACCGGCAAACCAAACGUGAUGGAUCUAGACACAACAAUGGUAGCUUCGUUCACGCCGACAUCGGUGACGAUGUGCAAGAACAUAACGAAGAAAGCAGGGCUAAGCACGGAUCGGCAGGUGUAGAAUGUUCCGUCUGCCAUAGGUACGGGCACCGAGCAAAGGAGUGCAAACUAUUCCUGGAAAUGACUGUCGAUGAACGGUGGAAGAAGAUUCAGAAUCAAGAUCUUUGCCGCACAUGUCUGUUUAGUCACGGACGUAGAGCAUGUCGUAACUCUAACAGGUGUGGUAUCGAUGGCUGUCAGUACCGCCAUCAUCCACUGCUACACCCUACCGCAAUUAAGCACCCGCCUUCAAACAGACAUCAGACUGAUCAUAUGCAUCAUCACAGCCAAUCGAAGCUCCUAUUCCGAAUAAUUCCGGUCACGUUAUAUGGACAACAAGGUAUCAUCAAUACGUUCGCCUUUUUGGACGAGGGUUCUUCUCUGUCGAUGAUUGAGAGCAGCCUGGCCGAUAGACUAGGAGUUGAUGGAUACAGUAGGCCGCUCUGCUUGAAAUGGACCGGCAACGUAACCCGCGAAGAAAACGACUCCAAAAGAGUGGCAUUCGAAAUCUCUGGACUAGGAAAAACUGAACGUUACUGGAUUAGCGACGUCGGGACUACUAAGUCACUGAAUCUUCCAAUGCAAACAUUGCCCGUGAAAAAGUUGAUGCAGGACUUUCAACAUCUUCGAGGAAUCCCUAUUGAAGAAUACCACGAUGCAGUACCCCGUUUGCUGAUUGGCGUUGAUAAUCUCAAACUAUCACUUCCUUUGAAAGUGCGUGAAGGAAAAGAAGGCGUUCCAGUUGCGGUGAAGACUCGUCUUGGAUGGUGCGUCUAUGGCGGUCAAAGAAGCGAUGAUUCUUCCUUGGCCAGUUACCACAUCUGCGAAUGUAAUGAAGACACAGGAAUGGACGAAACGGUCAAGGCGUAUUUUUCGAUGGAAGACGUUGGUGUGCGUCCGACGAACGACUGUAUGUCUGAAGAGGACAAACGGGCGCACCAAAUUUUGGAGGAAACCACCAUUUUUGUUGGCGACCGGUAUGAGUCUGGACUUUUGUGGCGUUUCGAUAAGUUCGAAUUACCUGACAGCUACCCAAUGGCUAUCAAAAGGCUACAGUGUUUGCAGCGCAGAAUGGAAAAAGAUCCAGUGCUGAAAGAGAACAUUCAGCGACAAAUACAAGAAUACCUGGAAAGAGGAUAUGCCCAUCGAGCAUCCGCCGAAGAAUUGUCGACAGCUGAUCCACGUCGAAUAUGGUUCCUUCCAUUAGGGGCAGUUGUCAACCCUAAAAAACCCUCCAAAGUUCGUCUUAUAUGGGAUGCUUCGGCAAAAGUCGACGGUAUUUCGUUGAAUGAUAUGCUGUUAAAGGGACCCGACCAGUUGGCCUCGCUACCAGGAGUGAUAUUUCGUUUCCGACAACAUCGUGUUGCAGUCGUCGGGGACAUAAAACAGAUGUUUCACCAAAUAUUCAUCAAAAAUUCGGAUCGCUACGCACAGUGUUUUUUGUGGUCUCCCGAGGCGCAGAAGAAGCCAGACGUUUUCGUAAUGAACGUUGCCACUUUCGGUUCUACCAGCUCCCCGGCCACAGCACAGUUCGUGAAAAACGUUAACGCUCAGAGAUUUUCCGAGGAAUUUCCCAGAGCUGUUGAAGGCAUCGUCUACAACCACUAUGUUGACGACUACCUCGAUAGCUUUCCAGAUGAAGAUGAGACCAAGCGCGUAGCGGGCGAAGUUCGAGACGUACACAGGAAAGGGGGGUUCGAGAUACGCAAUUGGUGUUCCAAUAGCUCUGCAGUACUGAAACAUUUGGGCGAAAAUCAAGAUAAAGUGGUGAAAACCCUCAAUCCUGAUAGCGGCGGGUUACCUGAUCGCGUCCUAGGUAUGCUGUGGAAUAGUGAAGAAGACGUUAUACACUUUGUGACUGCCAUGCGCGAAAACAUCAAGAAAAUAAUCCAAGAAGAUGCACGACCGACCAAACGCCAAGUUCUACAAUGUGUGAUGACUCUUUUCGACCCAGUAGGGUUACUAGCGCCGUAUUUGAUAUUUGGAAGAGUUCUAAUUCAAGACAUUUGGCGUGCAGGAACCAAAUGGGAUGAACAAGUGGACGAUUCCAUUUUCCAGCGCUGGCGGGAUUGGGUAAAAAUACUACAGGACAUCGACGAAGUACGGAUACCACGGUGCUAUUUUCGUUGUGCAAACCGCCUCAGCCUUGAUCGUAUCCAAUUGCACAUCUUCGUAGACGCCAGUCCGGCUGCGUACUCUUGCGCAUGCUACUUUCGUAUAAUCAACGCACAAGGAAAAGCAGAGGUGGCACUGGUCGCUGCCAAAGCAAAGGUAGCUCCGUUAAAGAUGAUGAGCGUUCCCAGAUUGGAGCUUCAGGCUUGCGUUCUUGGAGUGCGAAUGAUGAAGCUCGUUAUAGACGGUCACACCUUCCCGAUAAAAGCUCGUUUUCUGUGGACCGAUUCCAGUACUGCCCACACUUGGAUCAACGGAGAUCCAUACAAAUAUCGUCCCUUUGUUGCACAUCGGGUCAGUGAAAUCUUGGACACAACAACACGCGAAGAAUGGAGAUGGCUAAGAUCCAAAAUGAACUCGGCAGACGAAGCGACAAAAUGGGGUGUGGGUCCUCAUUUCAACGAUCAGAGCAUUUGGUACAGCGGGCCGAAGUUCUUGCAGUCUUCAGAAGAAAAUUGGCCUUGUGCAGAACCAGAAAAUCCAGAGGAGAAGGAGAUGCGUUCGUGUUUUCUACAUCAAGAAGUACGCGCUCCAGAAAGGAUAGUGGAUGUUACACGAUUCUCCAACUGGAAUAAACUGCUUCGUACGACCGCGUACGUUCAUCGAUUCGUUUCCAACGCUCGGACACCGGUAAAUAACCGCAGCGGUGGGCCUUUGGCUAGAAGAGAGUUGCAGAAGGCAGAAGUAACGCUGUUCAGGAUGGUACAAUGGGAAUGCUAUCCAGAAGAAAUGAUUGCGAUGGCAAACCCAAACGAGCCGAAUCAUGCUGAAGAAAACUUUAUAGAAAAAAGCAGCGUACUCUAUUCACUUACUCCACGCAUCGAUACGCACGGAGUAUUACGAGUCGAUGGUCGUAUCGGAGCUACUAAAGGAGUGACUCGUGACGUAAAGUUUCCUGUAAUUCUUCCCAAGAAACAUCACGUGACAAAUCUAAUACUGGAAGAUUUCCACCGAAGAUUCAAGCAUGGAAAUAAUGAGACAGUCGAUGGUGAGGAACAUAGCGAGUCGUUGCUUACUGUGUAG